Molecule: messenger RNA, 1083 nt
Organism: Nerophis lumbriciformis (worm pipefish)
Lineage: Eukaryota; Metazoa; Chordata; Actinopteri; Syngnathiformes; Syngnathidae
Source: RefSeq, a predicted model, not a curated record
AUGAAGGCCUUGAUCCUCGUGGGGGGUUACGGCACACGCCUGAGACCGCUCACUUUGAGCGUGCCCAAGCCGCUGGUUGACUUCUGCAACAAGCCCAUCUUGCUGCACCAGGUGGAGGCGUUGGUUAAGGCUGGUGUGAAACAUGUCGUUUUGGCGGUGAGCUACAUGUCGGAACUGCUGGAGCGAGAAAUGCGGGUCCAAGAACAGAGACUUGGAAUUCGUAUUUCGCUCUCACACGAGAAGGAACCUCUAGGAACGGCGGGUCCUCUGGCGCUGGCCCGCAAGCUGCUGGAUGUUGACAAUGAGCCCUUUUUCGUCCUCAACUCGGACGUCAUAUGUGACUUUCCCUUCCAAGAUAUGCUCAAGUUUCACUGCGACCACGGCAAGGAGGGCACUAUUGUGGUGACCCGCGUGGAAGAGCCGUCCAAGUAUGGCGUGGUGGUGUUCGAGGCGGAAAGCGGUAGGAUCCAUCGCUUCGUAGAGAAGCCACAGGUGUUCGUGUCCAACAAGAUCAACGCUGGCAUGUACAUCUUCAAUUCCACCAUGCUCGGUAGAAUCCAGUUGAGACCGACGUCCAUAGAGAAAGAGAUUUUCCCUAUCAUGGCUGAAGAAGGACAGUUGUACGCUAUGGAGCUGCAGGGUUUCUGGAUGGACAUUGGGCAACCCAAAGACUUCCUUACGGGAAUGUGCAUGUACCUGCAGUCGCUACGUCAACACGCACCUGAAAGGCUACACACCGGGCCUGGUUUCCUUGGCAACGUUUUAGUGGACCCGACGGCUCAGAUUGGCAAGAACUGCACCAUCGGGCCCAAUGUAACCAUCGGUGCUGGCGUGGUGGUGGAGGACGGCGUACGGGUCAAGCGCUGCACGGUUCUGAAGGGGGCCCGGGUACGCUCGCAUUCUUGGCUUGAGAGCUGUAUCGUCGGAUGGAGUUCCUCUGUGGGGCAGUGGGUCCGCAUGGAGAACGUGACGGUCCUGGGUGAGGACGUGCUGGUCAAUGACGAGCUCUACCUGAACGGUGCCAAUGUCCUGCCGCAUAAGUCCAUCAGCGAGUCAGUCCCUGAACCGCGCAUCAUCAUGUAA